Hemicordylus capensis (graceful crag lizard) is the source of this 3735-nucleotide messenger RNA. RefSeq lists its product as uncharacterized. The coding region runs from base 251 to 1711 and encodes 486 amino acids. The record is from RefSeq and is a predicted model, not a curated record. The transcript is spliced from 3 exons. NCBI's taxonomy places the organism in Eukaryota, Metazoa, Chordata, Lepidosauria, Squamata, Cordylidae.
UUCGCUGCUCUAUGGCUAGAGACGGGCGUAAUGGGGCGGCUGGGGCCGAGAGUGGAUCCGGGUUACUUGAACGCCUCCUGCUAUGCAUUUACAGACUUUAAACCUCCUACUAGCUCUGGCUAGGAAAAGCAGGGGUUCCUGAUCGAUCUCCUGCUCCGGGGAGAGACCCCUCCUGUGUACAGUGCCGAAGAGUUCACUCCGGAAUACACGGGACUCGAUUCCUGGAUUUCCCAUCUCAAAACUUAAGCUGAUGUCGAGGAUGGAUGGAAGGGAAGAAAUAUGGAACCUGGAUCCCCAGAACCCUGGGGAAGAGGAGAUGCCGAAAGAUGCUGUCGCAGAAAUGAGUCUCUCCAACGAGAAAGCAGCUUCUGCGGCCAUUGCUGUGGCCACGGCGGCAGUGGCUGCUGUGAAGACCGUCAUAGGGAUCCAGUCUCGCAUCUUCACAAGGCUGGCGACACGCCGGAAGUUUCUGAGGCGAGAGCGCGACGACUUGGACGAGCUGGAAGAGAUGGUGGAAAACGCAGCUGCCGUCCGCCUCCGAGCAAUUGUUGAAUCGAGCAUCGACUCUUUGAGAACCAUGAUGUGCUCCUGCCUCUUCCAGUCUCCCGCUGUCCUCGCCGGCCUCAUCGAUGAGCUCUACAUCAUGGAGCGCGCUUUCUGGGUGCAACCAGGCCGCUCUGAAUGGUGGGAGAAGGUUGUCCUGCCCCAUUGGGAUGACCCACUCUGGCAGGAGAAUUUCAGGAUGAGCCGGCAGACUUUUAUGGAGCUGUGUCACAUGCUGAGGCCUGUCCUCGAGCGGCAGACGACCAACAUGCGAGCCCCAAUUACCGUCGAGAAGCAGCUGGCCAUUGCUAUCUGGAAACUGGCAACCCCGGAUAGCUACAGGUCGGUAGCCGAGUGUUUUGGUGUGGGACGCUCCACGGUCUCGCGGAUCGUUAUGGAAGUCUGCCAGGCACUCUACGAUGUGUACCACCAUGUGGUCCACCUGACCGCUGCCCAAGAGGUGAUGCGAGGGUUUGCAGCCAAGGGUUUUCCUCACUGCGUAGGAGCCAUCGAUGCUACUCACAUCCCUAUCAUUGCCCCUGCGCACAGGGCAACGGAAUACAUCAACAGCAAAGGCUAUUACUCCAUGGUCCUGCAAGCGUUGGUGGACCACCAAGGCCGGUUCACCGAUGUGUAUGCCGGGCGGUCUGGGAAAGUGCACGAUGCGAGGAUCUUCCGCAGCUCUCCCAUCUUCCGGGCCAUGAACCAAGGCACGUUUGGUCCCGGCUCUAUUAUGGACAUGGAGGGUGAGCAAGUGAAACCAGUGAUCCUCGGAGACUCUGCUUAUCCUCUCCUGCCGUGGCUGAUGACUCCUUACAGUGGCCACUUGGACGCCCGCAAGCAGCUGUUCAACCGCACCCUCGGCCGCUGCCGGACAGUGGUGGAAUAUGCUUUUGAGCGCCUCCGGGGCCGCUGGCGGUGCCUGCUCUCCCGCUUGGAUGUGAGGGAGCGCUAUGCCCCCAGGGUCAUUGUGGCCUGCUGCAUCUUGCACAACAUAUGUGAGACCAAAGGAGAGCCCCUCCAGGACGGGUGGGAGGAGGUGGUGAGAUCCGUCUCCAGGUCUUACCAGCAGCCAGAGCGACCACCUGUGUAUGUCUUGAAUCCCCGUGCCCGAGAGAUCAGAGAUCUUUUCAGUGCAUACAUGGAAAGGAGGGAACUGGCAAAGUAGGGCUGGAUUUGUUCAUUUGCCACCCAAUAGGCCUUGUUGUACGCUUUGGGAACAGGAUUUAAUUUUUUUAAAAAAAUUUAAAUUUUCUUUUCUUUUUCUUUUUUUAAGAAUGUAGUUGGCUUGGCAUAUCUUGAUGACAGCUAUGUGAGAGGCAACAUGAUGUAGUGGUUAGAGUGUUGGACUAGGACAUGGGCGAUCCUGGUUUGAAUCCUCAUGCAGUCAAAUAGCUCAAUAAGUAACUUUGGGACAGUCAUGCUCUCAGUCUAACCUACCUUACAGAGUUGCAAAAAUACUGAGGGUAGGGGGGAACCAUAAUAUGCUACCCUGAUCUCCUUGCAGGAAGGACAGGAUGACAAUGUCAUAAAUACCUUUUAAACUUGUAUUGUGUUGCUUUCCUCCUUAGCUGUGGUGAGUUGAAACUGCUUGGAGGGGAGCAGCCAAGUGACGUCGGCAUGUCUCCUGCUCUUGCUUAGGUUACUCUUGCUAACCUGCUAACGUGAUGCCUCUGAGUACCAGUUGCAGGGGAGUAACAGAAGGAGAGAAGGCAUGCCCUCAACUCCUGCCUGUGGCUUCCAGUGGCAUCUGGUGGGCCACUGUGCGAAACAGGAUGCUGGACUAGAUGGGCCUUGGGCCUAAUCCAGCAGGGCGGUUCUUAUGUGCUUAUUAACUUUACUCUUGCUAACCUGCUCUUGCUUAGGUUACUUCUGGCCAGAGAACGGCAGCAACCUUAACACUGCACUGGGUUCCUUGUUGCCAGAGAAAAUAUAGUGGUGUACUGUGGCUGCUGCUCCUGCAGACCCAGCCUUUCUACUGGCAAAGAGACGAGAGAGACUGAGCAUAUGCAGAGGGAGCAGCUGCUGAAUGCUGCUGUUUUCCCUGUUAGCGGAGAGAGGAGAGCCCACCUAUAGCCUAGGGUAGAGUGAGUCAUGAAUCAGGAACUUCCCAAUUCACUUUUGUGAUGAACUCACCAGGAAGCUUUAGGCCAGCUCCUCCCUCUCAGCCUCCUCUGCAACUGCGAUAUGGAGAUAAUACUGACCUGCUCUACAGGCUCAGUGUUCCCUCUAACAGGGAGUCCCAGAUGUUGUUGACUACAACUCCCAGAAUCCCCAGCUGCAGUGGCUUUUUCUUGGGGGUUAUGGGAGUUGUAGUCAACCACAUCUGGGAAUCCCUGUUAGAGGGAACACUGUACAGACUUGUUGUAAACAUUAAAGCAAGAUAGUGGCCCUAUUUGCACAUUCUGUUCAACGAUAUGUAUAAUCUGUGCACAGUGUACGCAUGUACAGAUAUGUACGGGGGUACAGCUAUUCAUACAUUAUGUUAAUCACAUGUAUAGUAGUGCUCUUCAGUCUGUACCUUGCAUUUGAGGAGGUCUGUACACAGGUUCUCUUUUCAAAGGACUGCAUGCACAGUCAUUCACACAAAAACGUGUGUAUAGACAGAUGUACACAUGUACUAUAUAAUGUCUGAACAGGGCUAAUGUCUCUGAAACAUUUUGAACAUUCUAAAAGUACUGUAUAAAUAAAGUGUGCCAUCAAGUCAAUUUCGACUGCUGGUGCCCACAGAACCCUGUGGUUUUCUUUGGUAGAAUACAGGAGGGGUUUACCAUUGCCUCCUCCCCCAUGCAGUGUGAGAUGAUGCCUUUCAGCAUCUUCCUAUAUUACUGCUGCCCGAUAUAGUACCAGCGGGGAUUUGAACUGGCAACCUUCUGCUUGUUAGUCAAGCAUUUCCCUGCUGCGCCACUUAAGGUGGCACUGUAUAAAUGCUAAGCACUUAAUAUUAAUAAUAAGGUACAGAGGGAGCAUAGGAGGUAGAAGACUUAGGAAGCAACCUUUUAGCUUUUGCUGAGGUGGGCAGGGUGAACUGAAAACCCAUUUCUUCUAGCUGUGUAUCUGCAAAUGGAAGCUUUUCUUUACAGGAUCCAAAAGCUUCUUGCUACUCAUGAGGAGCAAGGAGCUUUUGACCUCUGGGUAAGGUGGGGAGAUACAGGUGAAACUCGGAAAAUUAGAAUAGCGUGCAAAAGUCCA